AUGUACGUGACUGCGCCCACAAUGGAGUCAGGCAAUGCUUUGUCUCAGGAGCUGACCACCCAAACCAGUCCACUGGAUGGAAAUAUGCGGCUGAAUUGUGAUGGGGAACAGUGGACUUCUGCUACAAAGGGUAACAAAUCCAAAGUACUACAGCCUGCCUACCAGCUUUCACAGAUUAAACCAGUAAGCCAGACUGAUUGCUACGUGAGCCUGUGGUUGCCAACUGCUUCAGCUGACAAAUUUCAGACUAAAACCAUCCAGAAUUGUAAAGACCCAGUCUGGAAUGAAACCUUCUACUUCAGAAUCCAGAGUCAGGUCAAGAAUGUGCUGGAGCUGGGGCUCUAUGAUAAGGAUGUUGUUACUCAAGAUGAUCACCUCUUUACAGUGUACUUUGAUAUAGCCAAACUUUCCCUGGGAGAACAAGUCUUCAUGCAUUUCAAGUGCGAUUCACAGAGAAAAGAGGAGCUAGAGGUGGGAUUUGCACUGGAUAAUAUUUCAGGCCCUCCUGAAACCAUCAUUACUAAUGGAGUACUAGUGUCUCGCAAGAUCUGCUGCUUGGAAGUUCAGGUGGUUGAGAAGAAGAAGGAAAGGAAAUCUUUAUCAAAAAAACAAUUCUCCUUUAAAGUGCACGGCUCAUAUGAGGGCACCCAAGACAUUACACUGGAAUCUGAUCUCGUCUUUGGUUCCCCCCAUGCUGCCAAAUUCCACUAUGCCAGAUACAAGCAGCCAGUGCUGGAUCUUAUGUUACCAGGGAAGAAACCGCCUCCUUCCUAUCACUCCUAUUUGUGUGGCACAAAUUCAGGCACUCAAAACAUGGAGCUUCAUUCCCUUCCAAGUGGAAAAAACAUGGUCUUAGCAGAGGAUAAAGGAUUUGAUUUACACGCAAAGGCAGAAGACUGCCCAGACCACCUUGAUGUGCGUUUAGGGUUUGACCUCUGUGUUCAAGAGCAAGACUUUCUAUGCAAAAGGCAGAAAUGUGUUGCUGCUGCUCUUAAGAAGGUUCUGCAGCUGGAAAAGGAUCUGCUGGAUCAUGAGACCCCCGUGGUGGCCAUCAUGACUACAGGAGGAGGGAUGAGGUCUCUGACCGCGCUGUAUGGCAGUCUGCAGGGACUGAAGAAGCUCCAUGUCCUGGACUGUGCUACAUACCUGACUGGCUUGUCUGGUACAACUUGGACCAUGUCAAACUUGUAUAGAGAUGCUGACUGGUCACAAAAGGAUCUCGAUAAGCAAAUAAGCGAGGCUCGAAAACAUAUGACAAAAUGCAAAAUAAAUUCCCUUUCCUUGGAGUAUUUGAAGUUUUACAAAAAACAGCUGCACCAACGGAAAACAGAGGGCCGCAAAACAUCUUUUAUAGAUGUCUGGGGGCUUGUCCUGGAAUCUUUGUUGCAUGAUGGGAAAGACAACCAUAAACUUUCUGAUCAGCAACGGGCCAUUGAUCGUGGUCAGAACCCACUGCCUAUCUAUACUGCAGUCAAUGUCAAGAACAACUAUAGCACUCUGGAUUUCAAAGAAUGGGUGGAAUUUACCCCUUACGAAGUAGGAUUGCAGAAAUACGGGGUUUUUGUUCGCUCUGAGGAUUUUGGCAGCGAGUUCUUCAUGGGUCGGUUAAUGAAGAAGCUUCCUGAAUCUCGAAUCUGCUUCUUAGAAGGCAUGUGGAGUAGUUUAUUUUCAUUGAAUGUGUUAUACAUCUGGAAUUUGUCUCAUUCAUCAGAGGAUUUUUGGCACAGGUGGACCCAGGACAAAAUGGAUGAUAUAGAGGAAGAGCCUCUCCUACCGCUGAAACCCCAUGAUCUGAGGACUCGCCUGCUCACCCCUGCCAGCCCCCUCAGCAGUGCCAUCCGUGAUGCCCUCACUGACCGCUUCUCCGUUGCUCAGGAGCACAACUUCCUGAAGGGCCUGCAGGUGCACAAUGACUACCUGGAGAACAGGCACUUCUGCAGGUGGAAAGAUACUGUGUUAGACACGUUUCCCAACCAGCUGACACAAUCAGAAGAAUACUUGUCUCUGGUAGAUACUGGAUUUUUCAUCAAUACAAGCAUCAUGCCGCUUUUAAAACCAGAGAGAAAGGUGGAUGUCAUUCUGCAUUUAAAUUACAGUGCUGGAUCUCAGAUACUGGCUCUGGACCAGACCUGCAAGUACUGUUCAGAACAGGGCAUUCUAUUUCCCAAAGUAGACUUGAAUGAGGAAGACAGGAAAAACCUGAAAGAAUGUUACCUUUUUGAAGAUGCUGAGACUCCAGGAGCACCAAUAUUGUUAUUUUUUCCACUAAUUAAUGAUACCUUCCAAAAUUACAAAGCACCAGGUCAGAAGCGAUCCGAGUCAGAGAUGGAGGAUGGCAAAGUUGACCUCUAUGGCCGCUGUUCCCCUUAUUCAACAUACUCGGUCACAUAUACUGAGAAGGCAUAUGACCGUCUGGUUCAGCUGGGUGAAUACAACAUCCUGAAUAAUGAAGAGCUCAUUAUGCAGGCCUUGCACACAGCAGUGGAAAGGAAAAGACAGAAAAAGAAUUAGUGUCAGAUGAAGAUGCUUUUGUGUCCAUUUGUGCUCCCUUGUGGCCUGCUGAGAGACUAACACUCCCUUAAAAUCAGCCAUCAGGCUUCAAAGGAUUCCUGCUCAAACCUGCUAAAUGGCAUUCUCAGAUGAACAAAGAGAUUAAAGAGAAACUUUAUUUUCCAAAGAAUUUCACUGCAA
This is a messenger RNA of Lagopus muta (rock ptarmigan), 2691 nucleotides long. Its product is annotated as cytosolic phospholipase A2 epsilon-like. NCBI's taxonomy places the organism in Eukaryota, Metazoa, Chordata, Aves, Galliformes, Phasianidae. Gene Ontology annotation, molecular function: calcium ion binding; calcium-dependent phospholipid binding. Gene Ontology annotation, biological process: glycerophospholipid catabolic process. The transcript is spliced from 21 exons. Bases 1 to 2511 code for a protein of 836 amino acids. Gene Ontology annotation, cellular component: cytosol. The record is from RefSeq and is a predicted model, not a curated record.